AUGGACUUCCGACCAUUAGAUCGCAUGCUUGAUACGGAUGAAUCGCUCAAAGACCAGCCAUAUCGCCCUUUCUACAACCUGUGGGCACCGAAACCCGUCUUGAUCCAUCAGGCCAACGAAUAUGACCGCGAUGCUUUUAUAGAGAGACCGUGGCUCGGAGUUCUGCUAUUCGACAACAACGCUUCUGACGCCAGGGACCAUGCCGCAAAUGAAAGGACAUUCUUAUCGUGGCUGAGGCUGUCGGUGUACAUGGCUAUUGUCUCGGUUGCCAUCAUCUUGAACUUCCACCUGAAGUCAGAACUUACCGCUAUUGAACGAAGAAUAUCGCUUCCAUUCGGUAUUAUUUUCUGGAUCCUCUCGGUAGCUUGCCUGGGCUCUGGAUUGGCGAACUAUAUCAAGACAGUGACCAGAUACAGCCGACGCACGGCUUUGGUGCAAGCUGGAUGGAAGACGCAGACAGUAUUUACAGUGGUCGCGACAACUAUUGUAGCGGCAUGCAUAUUAUUCCUAUCUACGAACGCGCAGACGCGUCGAUAG
Molecule: messenger RNA, 537 nt
Organism: Didymosphaeria variabile
Lineage: Eukaryota; Fungi; Ascomycota; Dothideomycetes; Pleosporales; Didymosphaeriaceae
Exons: 4
Coding region: 1-537 (178 amino acids)
Source: RefSeq, a predicted model, not a curated record